AUGAUUCCGAAACCACUUAUGCUAUCUUCAAAGGCAAAUUUAAAUCAACCCAACAUAAUAAGGCAAUUCACCAGUCUACUAGGUAAAGAUAUCAGCAAAUUAAAUUUAAAUGAUCUUCAACAAGAUUCGCUAAAGAAAGAACAAGAUGAAAAUAAGGACCAAUAUGAAAAUAGCAGGAUCAAGCUCAUAAAUUCAUUGAUAGGUUCUUCAAACCCAAACAAAAAGCAAUUACUACAAAAAUUAAUACCGAAUUUUUCAACUUUUUUCAAAUAUACAUCCAUGUUUUCUAAAAUUGAAAAUGAAUUGUUACUAAAUCACUUUAUUCAAUUAAAUCCAGAAAGGGUUAUUUCAAAUCAGGAAAUCCUAGAAAUAUAUCUACUACCUUUGGAAGAUUCAGAGAUCAAGCAACAAAUCUUGAAUAAGUUAAUUGAAAAAUUUGGUCAAAAUGAAGAUCAGGAAUUUUCAUCAAUUGAUUUCAUUAUUGAAUUCAUGAAUAAACACAACUUAAGUGAACUUAUAGAAUUUAAUGUAAUUAAUAGUUUGUUUCAGACUUUGUUGAAGAAUGGGAAUGUUGAAGAAUUGAUCAAAUUUACUGACAAAAUAAAUACUUCACACGAAAUGAUGUUUAAAAUUUUAACGAACAACUCAAUAAAUGAUAAUGCACUAUUGGGUAAAUUUUUAUUUUUACGAUAUAUCGAUAAAGUUUUCAAGUUUGAUUCAAAGUCAAUUAGUAACAUAAAUUACACUAUUGCAUUAUACAUAAUAAAUUAUGAUAUGAUUGAAGUUACAAAAAGUUUCGAAAAACAUCUCAGUGAUGACUUGAAUAAGUUAGGUACAGCAUUAAUAAACCACAUAAAUGAAUCCAAAAUAGAUAUAGAACCAAAAAAUCUACCAUUAAGAAAAUUGAUAAUUGAAAAUUUUGGUAUAGUCCAACAAGAUACUAAAAAAUUAUUAUCCAAAUAUCACGAAUAUGAAUCAAAAGCAUCAUAUGGAAUACAAAUUGUUCUAUUAUCUGUAGUUAAAUCAUUUGCUUACUUAUCGAUAUUGAAUAAUUCGGAAAUUGAUAAAAAAAUUGCUGAAACUUUACAACCUUCAACUAUUACUGUUCAUUUAUUACAAAUUUUAAUUAUCAUGAAAUCUUAUUUUAACAUCGAAGAUGGUUUAAACUUGUAUAACCAGUAUAUUAAUGAACUUUCCAAUAAAGUUAAUGAACUAGGUUUUUCACAACGAGGAUUAAUUACCAAAUCGAUUAUAUUGGGAUUUCUAAUAAACAAUGAUAAAAAUUUUGCAUGGUUGAUAUUUGAAAAAUCUAUUGAAAAAGGUAUUUUAGCUGAUGAAUUGGAAAUAUCAAAUAUCAAAAAAUUAUUUAAACAGUAUAGUGAUUGUUUUGAUGUUGCCAAUGAAAAAUGGGAAAAUGAAGCUGAGUUAAAAAUGAAAAAUAUUGUUUUGGAAUAUGUUAAAGAUAUUGGUAAAUUGGAUUUAAAAUAUUUAAUUGAAUAA
Molecule: messenger RNA, 1500 nt
Organism: Lodderomyces jiufengensis
Lineage: Eukaryota; Fungi; Ascomycota; Pichiomycetes; Serinales; Debaryomycetaceae
Exons: 1
Coding region: 1-1500 (499 amino acids)
Source: RefSeq, a predicted model, not a curated record